AUGAUCGCAGACGCCCAGGCCGAAGGCCACCUCCUCGUUGUCUCGGCUGUUGUCCGUGACCUUAUCGCCGCCUACGAGGCCGCCAGCACCUCGUCGGCACCUCCUCAAAUCCCCAACGUUAGCCAUCUCCGCGCAAAGUACGCCAAGAAGUUUGGCUGCAAUGCGACCCCACGUCUCACAGAUGUGCUUGCCGGUGUGCCAGACGAGUGGAAGGAGAGGCUCCGUGGAUGGCUCCGUGCUAAGCCUGUGCGUACGGCUAGUGGUGUCGCUGUCGUGGCCGUCAUGUGCAAGCCCCACCGUUGCCCCCACGUUGCCAUGACCGGUAACAUUUGCGUUUACUGCCCCGGCGGACCGGACUCGGACUUUGAGUACUCGACACAGUCGUACACUGGUUACGAGCCGACUUCCAUGCGCGCCAUUCGCGGCCGCUAUGACCCAUACGAGCAAACGCGCGGACGCGUCGAGCAGCUUCGGUCGCUGGGCCACGACGUUGACAAGGUCGAGAUUAUCCUCAUGGGUGGUACCUUUAUGAGCAUGCCCGAGGCAUACCGACACGAGUUUAUCGCUGGCCUGCACAACGCGCUCAGUGGAGCGACGGCCACCGACGUCGACGAGGCCGUCAAGUUUAGUGAGCAGAGCAAGACCAAGUGUGUUGGAAUCACGAUCGAGACUCGCCCCGACUACUGCCUCAAGCCCCACCUCAGCCAGAUGCUGCGGUACGGCUGUACUCGACUUGAGAUUGGCGUGCAGAGCGUGUACGAGGACGUGGCACGCGACACCAACCGUGGCCACACCGUCCGCGCCGUCUCCGAGUCGUUCCACAUGAGCAAAGACGCGGGAUACAAGAUUGUCGCGCACAUGAUGCCCGACCUGCCCAACUGUGGUGUCGAGCGUGAUAUCUGGCAGUUCCAGGAAUUCUUCGAGAACCCUGCGUUCCGUUCCGACGGUCUGAAGCUCUACCCCACCCUCGUCAUUCGCGGUACCGGUCUGUACGAGCUCUGGCGUACGGGCAAGUACAAAAACUACCCGCCCAACCAGCUCGUCGACAUUGUGGCGCGUAUCAUGGCCCUCGUCCCUCCCUGGACCCGCGUCUACCGUGUGCAGCGUGACAUUCCCAUGCCCCUCGUGUCGUCGGGUGUCGAGAACGGCAACCUGCGUGAACUGGCCCUUGCACGCAUGAAGGACUUUGGCGCCGAGUGUCGAGACGUCCGUUUCCGCGAAGUUGGCCUGCACGAGAUCCACAACCGCGUGCGUCCGCAGGACCUGGAGCUUCUGCGCCGCGACUACACGGCCAACGGCGGCUGGGAGACGUUCCUCUCGUACGAAGACCCCGGAGCAGACAUUCUCGUCGGUCUCCUUCGUCUCCGCAAGUGUAGCGAGGAAGGUACGUUCCGCAAGGAACUCGUUGGUAUGGCUGGUGGCUGCUCCUUGGUCCGCGAGCUGCAUGUGUAUGGUACCGCCGCUCCGGUGCACUCGCGUGACCCCAAAAAGUUCCAGCACCAAGGUAUCGGCACGCUCCUCAUGGAGGAAGCCGAGCGUAUCGCGCGCGACGAGCACGGCAGUACCAGGAUCGCCGUCAUCUCGGGUGUGGGCACUCGCGACUACUACAGGAGGCUCGGAUACUGGCUCGAUGGACCGUACAUGGUCAAGGACCUGGAGUUUGAGGAGUAG
Molecule: messenger RNA, 1671 nt
Organism: Apiotrichum porosum
Lineage: Eukaryota; Fungi; Basidiomycota; Tremellomycetes; Trichosporonales; Trichosporonaceae
Gene: ELP3
Product: Elongator subunit
Exons: 3
Coding region: 1-1671 (556 amino acids)
Biological process (GO): tRNA wobble base 5-methoxycarbonylmethyl-2-thiouridinylation
Cellular component (GO): elongator holoenzyme complex; cytoplasm; nucleus
Molecular function (GO): acyltransferase activity, transferring groups other than amino-acyl groups; iron-sulfur cluster binding
Source: RefSeq, a predicted model, not a curated record